AUGCCUCAACCGCAGAAAGGAAAGUCAAGACCACGUGGGUCGGACGAGGAAUUCGUUUUAUUCCUUCAAGGUAUUCCAGCCCAUUGUCGCUGGCAAGAACUGAAGGAUCUAGUACGCCAAACGGCCUUGCACAUCCGACAAGCGGUAGUAUACGAUGAUCACCACGGGUUUCCCACCGGACUGGGCCAGAUCAUCGUGAAAAACGAAGAUGAAGCAUGGCGGACUUACCCCGGGACGAGCCCAACAUACCCACCUCCGGAGUACGGACAUGCCCCGGUUAUGUCCUUCAUGCCCAUCUACCCCGAUCCGCUAUCGCAACACAUGCCGGGGAUCCCUCCCUCGCCCUCCUUCUGCGAUCCUCUCGCCUUCACCGUCUACCCACCAUACCCCGUCUCCCCCAUGCCCGCCUUCCAGGACCUCUCCCACCACCGAACACCCCAUAAACCCCCCUACAGCUACACGUACAGCUAUACGCCCACCCCAAUCCCCUUCUACGCCCCGCACCCGCAAAGCAACGGCAACCUCAGGACCUCUCCUCGACGAACAAUCUUCAUCCAGAAUCUCAGCCCAACAACCACCCAAUCCGACCUCCACUCCCACCUCCAAGACGCCGGCACCAUCGAAUCCUGCGAAGUGCCCCUCGACCCCGCCACAGCGCGCUGCAAGGGCUUCGCCCGCAUCACCUUCCGCACCGCCGACGAAGCCAAACGCGCCGUCGCCCGCUACAACAACUCCAUCAUCCUCAACGCCAAGAUCAGAGUCAAGAUCGACCGCGCCGUGCCCUUCGCCGCAUCCUACGCCCUGACUCCCCCAUCCACGGUCCCUGUCACCAUCGUCUCUUCUGCUCCUCCCACCACCACCACCACCGCCUACACCCCCGAGCACACCCCCACAACCGAAGAACCCCCUCAGACGAAAUCUCGGCCGGGGCCACUAGUCGUGAAUGGAUCCGGGAUUGGUCGCAAUGAGAUCACUACUUGA
Molecule: messenger RNA, 981 nt
Organism: Aspergillus pseudonomiae
Lineage: Eukaryota; Fungi; Ascomycota; Eurotiomycetes; Eurotiales; Aspergillaceae
Exons: 3
Coding region: 1-981 (326 amino acids)
Cellular component (GO): nucleus; ribonucleoprotein complex; cytoplasm
Molecular function (GO): mRNA binding
Source: RefSeq, a predicted model, not a curated record